UUUUUUUUUUUGUUUUUUGUAACAAUUUUAAUAUGGCAAUCAAGUUAUCACCAGCAGGACAAAGAUUAGCAACGAUAAUUGUUUCCGCUCCAUUUGUAGUAGUUACAUCUUGGAUACUCUAUAAACGAGUUGUACUCGGGGAAGAACGUAGAGUGUCAAAUGGUUAUGCGGUACGGCCUAUGGGUGUAAAAGACCGUAAUGAAAGAGACAAUAAUAGUAUUUAAGAAUUAUAACAUGUAUUUAUUUAUUUUUUUAUAUCCUCCUCCUCCUCCUCCUCCUCCCAUAACAACAAUAAGCUUUUUUUUUUUUAAUUCCUGUUAUUAAAACUUACUACUUU
Messenger RNA from Cokeromyces recurvatus, 337 nucleotides. RefSeq lists its product as uncharacterized. Lineage: Eukaryota; Fungi; Mucoromycota; Mucoromycetes; Mucorales; Mucoraceae. The record is from RefSeq and is a predicted model, not a curated record. The transcript is spliced from 3 exons. The coding region runs from base 33 to 224 and encodes 63 amino acids.